AUGAGUCGAAAGGCCCCCAUCCGUCCUGAACAAGGAUCUUACGUACAAUUCCAGCUUCAGGCAGGCCAGAACAAGCCACCAUAUAGGCGCGACAAAGAUAUCCUAGCAAAGUUGAAGGACUCAAUACCGCAGGACGAAGCCCAAUGGCAACAGGCCAGACAGCUGAACGGCUACGCCACUACGGAGGAUGUCCUCCAAACGACCAAGGAUAUUUUAGAGAACAGAAUCGCGAAGCAAGAAUUGCGUAAUUUCAUCUGUAUCGCAACCUGUUGUGUUAAUUGGCAUCUUGGUCAGAAAACGAAAGCCUAUAACACAUUCAAGUCCCAAAUCAGCUCGGCAACUGAACUAACGAUACAGAAGUACAUGUCGUCAGUGCGGGGUAUGGUUCAGCUGUUAGACCCGGUGUACCUUACUGGAUUGCGACACCGCGCUUUCGAAGGUGUUUUGCUAUAUGCCCGUAUCGGCCCAUCCUUUCUUACUUACUAUAACAAGGAUGUAGCUGAGUUUAAUACCUGCUUCUCUGCGCCGUUAUGUCUGGGACCUGAAGUACAAGCAUCUCUGCCACUCUCUCUUGCAUUUAUCAUCAAGUAUCGGCAUACAGAGGAAUAUAGCUACACAGAUAUUUGUGACGCUCUAGGUACAUAUGUGCUAGAUGAAACGGCAUAUGCUAAAUUUGUCCUAACUCUUGAGAACGGAAAACCAGUUCCGUGUGUGCUUCCAUACCCCGAAGAAGCGGAGGAUAUAAGGCCAAAUCGACAUGAUUCGUCCAGCAUAGACUUGGAGCAAGCCGACGUUGCUCCUGAACACUCCCCGACAGGAGAAACAUUCCAGCUACCCACGACUUUUAAGAUCGACUUCAAAGUCUUCGCCACUUCAGAAGCUCUCCAGCAGAAGGUAAAGCAGCUACAAGAACAAGGCCAAAUUACAAUCCUACCAGUUAUCAGUAAUGCACCGCUCAAAGAACUGCAAUGGACUCCGCGUCACGAAAUAGCCGCGAAUCAAUUGGUUGACGACCUAAUCGAAGAUGGCACACUGCCGCGAAAAUCUUUGCGCAGAUACAAAUCUUCAUACCAACAUGACCCCGGAUCUGUUGCUGUCCCUACAGGCUGGAUCAAAAUCAUCCUACCUUGCUGUAUAGCUGGCGAGGUUGGCCCGGUGUCGAUCCGAGGUCCCGAUAUCGAAACAAGUAUCGAAUGGACCAAUUGUCACGGUUUUGUUCUUGGAGAACAUAUGCUUUUUUUCACAUUAAAAACGUUGUUCUACAUUUCAGUAUCGAUUCCUGUAUCACAAGACGAAAGACAUGAAAAAUGA
Molecule: messenger RNA, 1311 nt
Organism: Fusarium poae
Lineage: Eukaryota; Fungi; Ascomycota; Sordariomycetes; Hypocreales; Nectriaceae
Exons: 4
Coding region: 1-1311 (436 amino acids)
Source: RefSeq, a predicted model, not a curated record